Messenger RNA from Aspergillus japonicus CBS 114.51, 1424 nucleotides. RefSeq lists its product as uncharacterized. The transcript has 3 exons. NCBI's taxonomy places the organism in Eukaryota, Fungi, Ascomycota, Eurotiomycetes, Eurotiales, Aspergillaceae. The coding region runs from base 66 to 1259 and encodes 397 amino acids. The record is from RefSeq and is a predicted model, not a curated record.
AACGAAGGAUAGCCUCAUACCCCUCAGCCAGAGACUAAAAUUGUUGGCAUUAAUGACAUUUGAAAAUGCCAUCCUAUAUCUCCAGUGUCCUGACCAUAUUGCAUCGACACUCAGCUCGCACAUCACCAGCAUCAAAUCUAUCACAAGAACUAGUCGGACCUCAUCCGAGCUUGUUCGAGGAAUCCUCUAUACAACAGGGCGACAUGUCCGAUCUCCCUUCGAAAAGCCAAUGUGCUAUUCAUCUCGAGCUGUUGGAAGCGUUCUAUACUCUUCGUAUCCGGGUUACUACCUCGAGCAGGCUGAAAAAAACUCUGGAUCGGAAACACAACCACAAGAGAUACUCGAUACUCCCUGGACGCAUAGAACCUUCCGAGAGAUGGCACAGGUUUCUAUCAAUCGCAGUUACCAGAUUCCAGCAAUGGGUUCGAGCAGUGAAUCACCAUCUUGAAGCCAAGCACCUCGAGCGGAACAGUUCUCUCCUUCUACCUCCCCUCGACAUACUCAUGGUAUGGCAUGCCUUCCUGCUCAACCCCCACGACUUUACCCAGUUCUGCAGCACCAACCACCUAGAUCACAUCCGCGGCCUCUCAUUUCCCUGGAAAGCGAUACACGAGGCCCUAUCUCACGACAACUGGAACUACACUCUCCCAAGCAAUACCUCAGCCUGGCUUCGCAGCGAGCUGAGCAUCGCACCAGACCUAGUUACAGCACUAUCAGACAAUGAAGCCACCACUCUCGAAGCUAUAACCCCACUGACCCCAUCAGAGCACAUCUCGUUGGUGGACAACAUCCUCCGACAAGCCAUCUUCAUGGACAAAAUGCAUGAUUUCCUCUGGAUCCGUAGUCCCGCGCUCCAGGGAACCCUCACCCGGGCACUCGCGCGCUAUGAGCGCUUCGUCGCCUUGUUCCGUCUGCACCCGGGAACAACGCUGGUCCCUACUCUGGACGUGGAUUUGGUUUGGCACACGCAUAUGUGUAGUGCUGCCGUGUACGAACAGUCGAUGCUGGAGCGGACGGGACGGUAUAUCAACCAUGAUGAUAAGCUUGGAGAAGAAAUCCUUACCGGGGGGUUCGAUGCAACUGGAAGGUUGUACGAGGCUGCGACGGGGGAGCCGUACGGGGGUUGCUUCUGUUGGGAUUGCGAGGCGAUGCGGUCGGCUGGAGAGAUGGUGGAAGGUGACGUGGAGGCGGGCGCGCGAAAGAAGAUUGAGGAGGAGGUGGACUCUUGCUGGCGAGCUGAGAUGGCGAGGCGCAAGUAGAUGCUUUUUGGGGGUGUUGUACCUGUGGCUCGGACUUGUCUUGAGUUGCUACUGCUGCCACUCUAGGCCCUGCUACGUUAGCGUGACGCUUUAUGUUCUAUACUUUAUCGUAGGAGACAACACGAGCGACGAGUUCAGAAGACUUGGAAUGUUUCAACAUAAUAG